Nilaparvata lugens (brown planthopper) is the source of this 2022-nucleotide messenger RNA. RefSeq lists its product as uncharacterized. The transcript has 2 exons. The record is from RefSeq and is a predicted model, not a curated record. Bases 36 to 1073 code for a protein of 345 amino acids. NCBI's taxonomy places the organism in Eukaryota, Metazoa, Arthropoda, Insecta, Hemiptera, Delphacidae.
CUUUGAUUUCGGACUCGCCAGUGGGACUCCAGUACAUGAUAAACAAUUUAGAGCGUUACUGUGGAAGGUGUAAUUUAAGAGCUAAUUUAGAUAAGUCAAAAGUAAUGGUUUUCAGGAACGGGGGAAAAAUGGCUAGGAGCGAGAAAUGGACAUAUAAAAAUGAGCAGAUAGAGUGUGUCAACAGGUAUAAAUAUCUGGGGGUAGUUCUAACUCCAACCUUGAAUUUUGAAGCUCAAGUGAGUGAUAAAUUAGACAAGGCAAAAUUAGCAUUGAAUGUGGCAUGGAAAGGUAUUUUAAAUAGUAGUAGUGUAGAUUUUUCAGCCAAAUGUAAGUUGUUCAAAGCUUGUGCAAGGGCGAUCUUGUGUUACGGAGCACAGGUGUGGGGUUUUAGACAAUAUGAUAGUGUAGAAAAGUUGCAGCGCCUUUUCAUCAAGAAGAUUUUUGCACUUCCAAUAAAUACACCGAAUUAUAUGUUGUUUAUUGAAACUCAACUAACACCUCUAUUCGAAUAUUGCCUUAGACUCCAUUACAAUUAUAUUCUAAGAGUUAUGAAAAUGAAAGAUGAAAGGCUCCCUAAAUUCCUGGCUCAACAAGUUAUUCAAAAGAAAUGUUUCUGGUUCAAAGAGUGGAAGAAAUUAAGUAAUCAAAUUGGUAUAAAUUAUGAGUACGAAGUUAAUUGGGAUGACUCAUUUAAAAGAAUAAUCACAGGUUUGAACAAGAUGCAUAGGGAAAUUUUUUUGCGGGAUGCUCAAGAUGGGCGUUUCCACACAUGGUACAAAACUCUCAAUUUGGAACUGGGUGACAAAAAUUAUAAUUAUGAAAUGUGGGUCAUGAGGUGGAUACUUAAAGCAAGGGGUGAACUGAUCCAUUUAAACUACAAGCCAUGGGUUGCUGAUGGGAAUUAUGUUUGCUCCAUGUGUAAUCUGAAAGAAAUUGAGGAUAUUUAUCAUUUCAUAGCUCGAUGUCCUUGUUUAAGAGAAUGGAGAAGAAAAUGGUUUGGAAUUGGGGAGCUAUCAAGGGAUGAUUUCGUUUCUUUUAUGAAUGGAAGAGAUUGGGUAGGGUUGGCCUCCUAAAAACUGUAGAGAUGCCUGGCGUUAUAGGCGAUUACUUACACAGGAGUUCAACUGGUAACUUAGUAUAAUAAAUUGAAACUUAUUUAUUGAAUCUGAGUUGGGUAGAAGUAUCGUGUUAUAAUAUAAUACAAUAUAGGUUAUUCGAAUAUUCUCAGGAGGACAUCAUAGGAAGACGAAAUGAAAGGGAAUAUUAAUUCUAUGUUAUGAUUUCCCAACUGCUGACAGUUAUUAUCAUAAUAUAAAAAGUAUAGCUUUCUUUUUAUGAAAUUAAUGGAUUUUGUUUAGAAUGUAGGUUACUAUUAAAACUAAUUUAUGGAAUAUUCACUUUAUUGAAUUCAACAUUACUGAUUUAUUUUGUUUCUAAGGUUGUUUUUUCUGUUUUUGUUUCACUAUUUAAAAGAACAUUCUGCAUAGCUUUGAUUUAUGUAAUAAUAGUAUUAUUGGGUUUUACCGACUUUCCGGCUGACGAUUGUUUAAUCAAGCCGUAUAAAUGUGUGUUUUCUCAUUCAUUGUAUGUUGCAAAUUUGAAGAUUAAAGCAUUAUUUCUAUUCUAUUCUAACUUGUGUGCUGAAAGAAAAAGAUCUGGGAGGAAUGAGAAAAUGAGAACAAUAAUAAUAAAAAUUAGUUUUAUGAAACGGUGGCUGUUGAGAGGGGAGGGUACAUCACAAGAUGUUUGUACUCAUUUCAACUGGUUUUAUUUCAGUAAAAAUCAGCUGGAAGUUUCAAGUGGGAAUGCGAGUGCGUGAAUGCUGAUUGCAUUUGUGAGAAUGCGCGCGCAACAGUCUAGAAUGAGAGAGAUUGAUGAGAAGGGAGUCGACUGUGCGUGUGACGUAUGACACUGUGACGUCAUCGAUGGUCCAUCUCCGCAUAGACUAUCUCUCUCUUCACUAGCUGCACUGUGCUAACUCAUGCUUUCGCCUAUGGUACAUCUGUACAUAGCGGGCGAUCU